Molecule: messenger RNA, 3812 nt
Organism: Formica exsecta
Lineage: Eukaryota; Metazoa; Arthropoda; Insecta; Hymenoptera; Formicidae
Product: orexin receptor type 2-like
Exons: 8
Coding region: 1098-2408 (436 amino acids)
Biological process (GO): G protein-coupled receptor signaling pathway
Cellular component (GO): membrane
Molecular function (GO): neuropeptide Y receptor activity
Source: RefSeq, a predicted model, not a curated record
UCCUUUUGCGCCGAAGGAGUUCUCAGCGCUGCUCCGACGAGUGUAUUUAUCUCUUUGUACAUCGUGGAUACCACCGACUUAAUUCUGAGAAAUCGUUGUGAUGGUCCGACUUGAUUUUUUGCGUCGCGAAAACACGAAUAGUAGGGGUCAAGUUAAAACUUUGUCAAAUCGCGCGAACUCUGUCUCUGCAAAAAUCUCUAAUCUUUGAUUUUUCGCUCGGUCGAAAAAUUUAUGCUGGCAAAUUUUUCGAUGAAAACACAGAGUAUGGCGGAAAUUUUCACUUAAGAAAGACUAUUACUGUUAUGAAUGCGUCGAGGAAGGACAGUCACGCGACUUUUCACCACGUAACAGGCUAAACGUGAUCGUAUCUUUGCGGGUAAUUUUACUAAAGUUUUAUUGCGCACAUUUAUACAUUUAUAUCUUUCAACGAGAAACAGAGAAAAAGAAAGGGGAACUUAAAAUGAUGAACGUUACGCGGCUAGUUUUGAAUUAGAUUUAACUUAUUUUGGCAAUUGGCCCGAUGUCAAUAACGAUCUCGAUACGUGAUCGCAACGAACGAAGAUACGAAGCUGAUUACAAUUGCGCAUUGAGAAGCGGAGGAAUGCAUAAUUCUUGCUUCAAAGAAAUUCUGCGUUGAGAUCACCUAAGUACGGUCAUGGCCGUAGAAAGAAGAGAAAAAGGAGAGUCUCACAAACUUUAAGAACACACUACUGAUCGUUGCGGAAACGCCGAGCAUCUCCAAGGAGCUUUACGUCACAAAUAGCUUCUUACAUCUAUAAUUUAUUUGACAAUGUGUGAUUCAUUCGACUAAACCCUCCGCUACACAUCGGCGUCUGUGAAGUGACAUUUGUGUCAUUUAUUUACACGAAUGCACGAACAUGACUCGAAUAAAUGGUCGAUUGGACGAGUGAUUUAUCUACGUACGUGAUUUAUCCAUUCAAAUUCCAUCGAUCGAUGAAUACAAUGCAACAGAACGUCACAAUAUAUUAGAAACAAAUCGCGACUAAUUAAUUUACGCGGUAUAUAAUUUCGCGCGCAAACGACAAUCUGCAGCAUUCCCGAUAUAUCGUGUCAAAGAUACAAUAAAAAUUUGAAACAUGAAUUUCGCUGUGUCGAUCAUCGUCGCUUGGUUAGCAACGCGAUCGAUGAGCAACGCGCUCGACAAUGGGGUCGAUUACUACUUGGACAACGUCGAAGAUUUAGAGUACGUCAACGCGACGAAUUGCACGAACGACUACUGUAUCCCGGACGAAGAUUACAUCGAACUGAUGGUGCAACAUAUAUUCCCCAAGUUCACCGAUUGGGUGCUGAUUGCUAUGCAUAGUAUCGUUUUUGUGGUUGGUCUGAUUGGCAACGCGCUCGUCUGCAUGGCCGUUUAUCGAAAUCACACGAUGCGAACAGUGACUAAUUAUUUUAUUGUCAACCUGGCGGUGGCCGAUCUCCUCGUUCUACUCAUCUGUCUACCGCCAUCGGUUCUAUGGGAUGUCACGGAGACCUGGUUUCUCGGAUUAAAACUCUGCAAGGCCGUACCUUAUCUCCAGACAGUAUCGGUGAGUGUUAGCGUUUUGACGCUGACUUUCAUAUCGAUCGACCGAUGGUAUGCCAUAUGCUUCCCAUUAAGAUUCAAAUCCACGACAAGCCGAGCGAAAACCUCUAUCAUAGUAAUCUGGCUGAUAGCGCUGCUUUUUGAUAUUCCAGAAUUACUGGUGUUGCACAUUAUACCUUCAAAUAGUAGAGUGCAGACUAUAUUAUUCACGCAAUGUGUCUGGUCAUGGAGUCAAGAAAGUCAAGCUACCUUCACGAUUGUCAAACUGAUAUUUCUGUAUACCGUGCCGUUGCUCUUUAUGAGCAUGACCUAUUGGCAGAUUGUGCGCGUUCUUUGGAGAAGCGAUAUUCCAGGACAUAAUCUAUCCACUAGAAUAUGUCAUUCAACUGAAAUUCCAUUGUCCAGAAGUGGAAAUCCAGAGGGACAAUUGAGAUCUCGACGGAAGGCGGCAAAGAUGUUAGUCGCCAUAGUUAUUACAUUUGCAAUAUGUUUCUUCCCAGUACAUUUGCUCUCUAUUUUAAGGUGUACCAUGGCUUUACCGUCGAAUCAAUGGACCAUUGCCUUUAGUCUAAUCGCCCAUUGGCUUUGCUAUUUCAACAGUGCAGUGAAUCCAGUCAUUUACAACUUUAUGAGCGGAAAAUUUCGCAAGGAGUUCAAGCGUAAUUUUCGACGUUUCCACAACAAAACCUGCAUCCAUAAACGUGAAUAUAAUACGGACAUCUCGAAUCCUCUUAAACAGAGAUCUCGAACAUACACGAGAUCAGUUCAUACGCUGUCCAAUAAUAAUAAUGUUCAACAAAGUACCGAGGUAAUACCUCUUAGUGCUAUAAUCAAUAUACCACAGAGUGAGAAACAGGAAUAAAUAUCAUUUCUGUUUCUGCAUCUCGUACCCCAAAAUACACAAUGUUCUUUUCCAUGUAAAUAUUUUAAAAUCGAUACUAGUUUCAGCAGAGAUAAAAAUAAACGUUUUUAAUAUUAUAAAAUAAUAUUAAAAGAACAUUUGGUGGUUUUGGGAUGCUUUGUACAACGAUGAAAUAUAGUUCAAAUUAUUCCUAUGUACUAUUGUUAUAUAUAUAUAUAAAAGUACGUCUCUCGUUCAAAAAUGGCUUUUCUUAUAGUUUUGCUGAAUUAAAAUGAAUAAGCAAUUAUAUGAAUUUGCGCAGUAUCGUUGAAUUCACUGCUUUAAACAUUCUACUUUAUUGUACUGUAGAUGUAAAUGACAAUACAUUGUAAAACCCUAAUGGGGGAAUGGCGGGCUUUUAUGUUUAUUGCAACAUCAAUUGACACGAACACGUUCUUUGUGUUUAGCAACAUCUCUGUAUUUCCACGUCCGUCUUUUACAAUAGAUGCGUUCGGGAAGCACACUUUUAACAUUGUGAACGUGCUCUAUCUUUGUUCAAUUUUUAGUAAAUAACAAAGAUAGAACGCCGCUUUUAGCGCGUAAACGUGCGAACCGAACGCAACCAAUGUCCAACGCCAUAUUCCCUCUCCACCUGACCCGUAGUCCCACGAGAUUUUCCGUAAGCGCUAGUGUCGCACUCGUCAACCAAUCAUCGAAGUAGUUGCCGCUGCGCGCGCAGACAGCGGACUGUUAAUUAAUACAGCGUACAGCAAACUAUACAAGUCAAACUUAGGUUAAAAGAUAAAAUAGUUUACAAUACAUCACAAUUAAAAAAUGCAGACUUUAACACAUAAUUAAAUUUAAACAAACAAAUGCUACUUUGUAAAUAUAAAGCGUUAUGUUCUAUCUAUUUGGUAUAAUUUAAAAAAUUCAAUGUUUCGUUUUGUGUAUUAUUUGUAAUAUUUAUUUUCUAUGAUACAUUUGGACAUAUCAGAAUAUAUCUACAAAGUUUAAUAAAGUGUGUGUAAUUCUUCUUAAAGUUAUUAUAAAGUUAUUACACAUACGGUACUAGUUAUAUAAACUGUACAAUAUGCUAGAACAAAUUACGUGUCCUUUCUUGACUCAUUUUCAUUUAGUUUUACAGCUUAUUGCGCAAAAGUGCAAGUUUUUCAUCAUAUAUAAAUUUCUUAUUGAAAAUUCUUUUAUAGAAUUUUGUUUCUUACAAUUUUGUACAACUUUGCCGUUACUCCUAAAUAUAAUUGUGGCGAGUUAAAAAAAAAAAAUAAAUAAAUUAUUUCUUUCUUAGUGCACUUUCACCGUUUUUAAAAUGUGUAAAAGUUUAAUUAUUUUAUUUAAUUGAUGAAGUUCUCUAUUAUAUUCAAUUCAGACCUUAGAUUCGUAGCUUAAAUAUCAUAAAAAAAAAAA